Messenger RNA from Vollenhovia emeryi, 1320 nucleotides. RefSeq lists its product as uncharacterized. The record is from RefSeq and is a predicted model, not a curated record. The transcript has 2 exons. The coding region runs from base 461 to 1201 and encodes 246 amino acids. Lineage: Eukaryota; Metazoa; Arthropoda; Insecta; Hymenoptera; Formicidae.
AGGCAAGUAAUGAAAAGUUUAGAUGGAAAAAGGUUUCGAGCAGAUGACAUUUUUCAAUAUUUAGAAUCACCUAUGAAAGAUAAAGGUUAUAACAAGACAUCAAAGCAAAUGCAGACUAAAUUUAGAACUCUGAGGCGUAAGUAAAAAUAUAUUUUAUGUGAAGUAAAUUAAAACGUAGUUAUUCAUACUUUAUUUGAUUUAUUGAAUGAUAAUUGUAAGGAAUCCUGAGUACUUGAACAUUUUAAAUUCUGCAAGUCUUGCAACAUUACGUUAAGUAACGAUUGUACUAGAAUAAGCUUUUCCUUUUCAACUUGGGGAUAUUUCUUUACAAUAAUAGUUUUUAAAUACUUGCAGCUUUGGCUCUCUCUGGAGCUGAACUAUUUAAAUUUAGUAAUACAUUAAUUUUAUAUUGUAACAUUAUUUAUCAUUUUCAGUUCAAUAUAACAAAAUCCGAAGACAAAUGGGAAAAAGUGGAUCUGGUAACUGCAUGUCCUCAUUUCCAUAUGCUGAAGAAAUAAGUCAACUUUUGGAUUUCCGUCCCAUUGCUCUAGGGGAUGUUGUAGACAGCACACUACUACAAGAUUUUUCUGAGAGUAAUGAUAAUAGUUAUUCAAGGAACAACAUCUAUGAAGAUGAACCAGAUCCACGAAACGGUGCAAUUCCAGGAUGUUCUUCGACAUUAGACAAUUCAUCAACUACAGGCUGUGUGUUACAAGAAGAUUUGUCAAGCGAAUCGAAUACCGUAAAUCUAAGUGCAAUUAAUAGUGUUGUUCCUACAAAAAAACGUAAAAUGAGCAGAUCAAAUGAAGCUAUUACCAUGAGGUACGCAGAUAAAUUAAAGGAAAAUUAUGAAGAAAUUCAAAACAAAAUUAUGACAGAGAAUCGAUGCUUCAUUGAAAAGUUAAUGGAAUCUGAAAGAAAGUUAGAAAAAGAAAUAAUUAACAAUAUGCUUGAAAGCCAAAGAACUAUAUUAAAAGAAACAACUAAUCAAUUGUUAACUGGCAUGCAAAAUAUUUUCGCUCCUAAGAUCUCGUCUCAACUGUCGACAGUUUCAGUUCCUACAGUCAACCCAAUCGCUCAAAAUCCCUUUGUAAUCUCCCCACUUCAUUAUUCUUCUUCAUUUUCACCAUCUAAUCUUGAUUCGCAAGCCUUUAGUUCUUCAAGUCCUUUUCCUAAAGUAUUAUUAAAUUUAAAAAUCUAACUCCGGAGAGAGCCAAAACUGCAAGUGUUCAACAAACUAUUACUAUGAAGAAAUAUUCACAAGCUGAAAAUGAAAAGCCUAUUCCUGUACAAUCACUAGACAACGUAACGUUGCAAGAU